Molecule: messenger RNA, 707 nt
Organism: Periconia digitata
Lineage: Eukaryota; Fungi; Ascomycota; Dothideomycetes; Pleosporales; Periconiaceae
Source: the annotation of a GenBank genome assembly
CAGACGGACCACUUCAUCUGGGCUCAUCACCUCCCACCAUCCACUCCCCAGCAGACCUCCCGCCCGCCAUUGACCGUUGUGAGCAUACAUAUCACUCGAGUAAACACUCCCCCACCGUCCCGCCACCAUGUCCUCGCCCUCUCUCGCCUCCUACAUCGUCAAGCGACCAUGGCUCCACCGCUUCAUGAAGCCGCUCGCAAAUUGGUACGGCAACGCUGCAGGCUACAGACAGUUGGGAUUGAAAGCCGAUGAUUUGUUGCCCGAAGAGAACGAUACUGUUCUUCUAGCCCUCAAGCGCCUCCCGCCCAACGAGGCUUACGACCGCGUCUUCCGUCUGCGCCGCGCUCUCCAGCACUCCAUGCAACACAACUUGCUCCCCAAGAACGAAUGGACAACACCAGAACAGGACACCCCGUACCUUUCCUCCAUCAUUAAGGAGAUCGAGAAGGAGAUGGCAGAGCGUGAGGAUCUCGAGGCAUUGGUUAUCCAAAAGAGGACGAAGAAUGCCAGCCAGUAAAUGUUCCAAAACUGUACAUAAAGUAUCCGACAACGACGCGCGAGGGGAAAGAGAGAGCCGACUGUCCAUUAGAAGUGUACUAUCUAGAAAAUUUCCUUGCCACACCAUUGCCAACGACCUCUCUUCUCUUGUUUUAACAUCAUUAUUCGAUCGAACGUCCGGCAGUUGUCAGCUUCCGUCCUUGUCAGUC